Messenger RNA from Theobroma cacao (cacao), 1339 nucleotides. RefSeq names its product Ribosomal L18p/L5e family protein. Lineage: Eukaryota; Viridiplantae; Streptophyta; Magnoliopsida; Malvales; Malvaceae. Gene Ontology annotation, biological process: translation. Gene Ontology annotation, cellular component: ribosome. Gene Ontology annotation, molecular function: 5S rRNA binding; structural constituent of ribosome. The record is from RefSeq and is a predicted model, not a curated record.
AUGCAGAUUCAAACCUGGGUAAGGGUGUAUGUGACAUUGUGGAAGUGUUGGAAGAGAGUGAAAAGAGCAAAAUGUUGUGGUUCUGUCAUGUGUAAUUGGAUCUAAAUCAGUUUUUAGGGCUCCAAGAAGUCAGAGGUCUACAGCAGGUGAUAUUGAAUUUUCUGAGACUGAGUUUGCUAGAUUUUCUCAUCAAAUUCCAGCUUUCCAGCACAGAGGAGAAGAUAGUCACUAGAGAGGCUAUUGGGAGCUUGAUCCCUUGUUCAUUCCUGGUUUUCUUAUUUGUUUAGAGUGAUAUGCUAUAGUGUUUGUUGUAUAAUUAAUUCCCUCACCUUAGUAUAACCAAGAGCUUUUGAGUAUGGACCAUGGGAGAAACUGGAAAGAACCUAGAAGAAACUUGACAAAUUGAUUUUGCCCCCGUGUGUUGGAAACCAUGCAUGGCCUUAACCAUUAACCAUUUUGUUUUGGCCAAAAUUUGAUGUAGUCUUCCGGAAAGCGAACUAAUGCAAAUCUAUGAUCUUUAGUUGCAAACUUGCAGUGAUGAUGAAUUCUUAUAUCUGCAUCAGAGUUGACCAUGCAGCUUCUCUUUGGGUGUUGUUUGUAAGAUGUUGAGGCAAGCAAUAGGGAAGGUUUUGAGCGAAAGGGUAGUUACAAAUUCUGGAGAUAAGCUUCUUUUGCCUUGCUUGUACUUGCCCACAAGUUCUUUUCAUGCUGGACAGGUUCAUUGUGCACCAAGAAGUUUUUUCGGAGUAGAGGAUUUUCUUGAUGAUGAUAAUAGCAGGCCAUACACUUAUAAGAAGGAGAAGAAGUCAAAGAAUCCAAGCAAACAUGUCUCGUUUAAACAACGGACUGUAGCCUACAUGGAGCCAUUUACACUUGACGUCUUCAUCUCAAAGCGCUUUGUUUCUGCUUCGCUUACUCAUAGAGUGACAAGUAAGCAGGUUGCUGUUGCUGGCACAAACUCAAAAGACAUUAAAGCCGUACUCAGAUCCAGAUCAGAUAUUCCUGCUUGCUUGGCAAUCGGGCGGAUAUUAGCUGACAGGGCAAGAGAAGCAGAUGUAUACACUGCUUCUUACACUCCCAGGGAGAGGGACAAAUUUGAAGGAAAAAUCAGAGCAGUGGUUCAGUCCCUCAUCGAUAAUGGAAUCGAUAUUAAAGUUUAUCUUGACUGAAUACGUUGGAUUCAAAUUUUUAUAUUGCUCUUUUCUCAAACCUUCUGGAAGAUGUUUCCUGUUGUUUUAGCUUUGUGAAUAUGAUUGAAUUACUGCCAUAUUCAGGGUAUGAAAACAAUGUGACUGUUGCAUUUCUAUGCCUUUUUCUGUAGUGUUAUGCUUUUGUUGUA